AAAUACAAAGCCGCAACUCCACCGCUCUUACCUCAACACACGCCACUCUCACAUUGAGUUCACUCUCACCUCGCACCCAACCGAUACGCGGCCCGAUAAGAAGGUGCCCAAGUAUUUGAUCUUCUCACCAUCACUUCACUAAUCUCCAGCCGUGCACCCUCAAUUGCUCCGCCACCCACUCCAACCAAGCAGGCUGCACUUUCCUUUGCCCCGCCACGUUGUUCACUCACGACACCGCACACACAGUCGUCACCGUACACCAGGUGCUGAAGAGCAGCACGUCCGUCUGUAAUCUCCACAAGCAGCCCCGACACCCAUCAUGCCAACGAUCGUGGACCCAAGUAGAGUCAAGUGCACGUUUGCCCAAUGCGACCUCUACUUUAACAGCAAGAAGGACAUGCAGCGGCACAAGAAGCUUGAUGACGACCAUGACUACUGCCACAAGUGCGACGAGGACUUUGAGACCUACGACGACAUGGCGAUGCACAAGAUCUACAGGCCUGACAUGCACAACAAGGCCUGCCGUGUCUGCGGUCAAGAAUUCAAGUCCGAUUCUGGGCUGAAGCGUCACAUCGAGCUGACCCACAAAAUCGACCAGAAGCUGACUUGCAUUGGCUGUCACAAGUCUUUCUACAGAGCUUGCCUGUUCAUUGAGCAUCUCGAGUUCAGCUAUUGCGAUGUCAUCUCUGCAUCUCAGUUCCAAGGACAUAUUGUUCACAAGCACUUGAUCAUGGCACUGUUGAAGGACGGCGAUGCCAUCGCACGCUUCCAAGCCAAACAGGCCAAGUUCGAAGCCGCUCACGGUGAUGAAGAAGAAGGUGGUGUUUGUCUUGACGAUCCCCUGGACAAAGAUGAAGAGAUUGGAGAUGUCAGUUUCGCUGCCAUUCAGCCUGACGCCUCCACUACGUCUCUUCCUCCUGCUUCAGCUGUUCCAUACCCACCUCUGCCGUCGCAUGCUCGAGCCACCAGAUACAACGUCGAAGAGGUUGCUUCUAAUAUCGAUGCAAUGUCAGUGAACGAUGACAACGAGUCGAUCACUGUCGUGGGAUCGCAGAAAUCUGCUCCUCAGUCUACCGACAGAAGCUCAUCUUAUGCGGGUUCCACAUCGACAGGUCACCAGCUCAAAGUCUGGGCCAGCCGUGGCGGAAAGCCAGCUAGUAGCACCCUGUUCCCUAACGCCAAAGCCACACCAGUGACUGAGGAGUUCUCCAUUGCUGCACAUGAUAAGAGUAUGGAGCAAGAGCACGGCAUCAACAUCAUGAAGACACGCUUUUGGGAUCCACAGAGUGCCGACUGGAAUCCCGAGCGUUUCUACGACUCCGUCAUCAACAAGUACAACUGUCCUUUCGUGUGUGAGGUUACCCUCGAUUCACCUGGCGACCUUAACAACCACAUCAACUGCGAUCACCGUCUUACUCGCAUGAAGUGCCCAUCAUGCCUGAAGUACUUCAAGUCUGCAACUGCACUGAUGGCGCACUGCGAGAGCCGCGGGGCUAGGUGCCAAAUUAAUAAGGCUGACGACUUCGCUAUCUUCCUGGAUAGCUUGUCUGGCGGUUUCCUUGGUGUCAACGAGAUUGUUCGCCCCGAUCAUCUCAACAACCCCGAGUUCAUGAUCACGAACCCAGAUACGGGCCGGAUCGAGCCAUACAGGCCCCCGGUCGCCUCCUACCUCCAGUACACGGUCACUAAGCCUCCGGACUGGAAGGAGCCUGCUAAGCGUGGCGUUCAGAUAGGGUAUGACGUGAAGCAGAACCACUGGCAGAAGUAAGGGCUGGGGUGGUACGAGUGGCCGGAGCCGUAUGGCAGGACUACUACGGUAUAUUGUCAAGGAGACAUCAUGAUCUCCAUGCAGUUUGACGAUGGUAAUUCGGUGUAAGGUGGUCAGGGUUGUGGUUAGAGACUUUUUCCUUCUGCUUUAGUCUUCGUAGCCUGAUAUACGAGACGUCACAGUAGGAUUCUGGCACAGGUAGCUGUGGACUUCGGCAUCGAGAGCAAAGGCUUAGCAGCCACAGCAAAUGCUCUAUAGCGAAAA
Boeremia exigua is the source of this 2032-nucleotide messenger RNA. RefSeq lists its product as uncharacterized. The record is from RefSeq and is a predicted model, not a curated record. Gene Ontology annotation, molecular function: chromatin insulator sequence binding. The transcript has 3 exons. Gene Ontology annotation, cellular component: chromosome. Lineage: Eukaryota; Fungi; Ascomycota; Dothideomycetes; Pleosporales; Didymellaceae. Gene Ontology annotation, biological process: regulation of transcription by RNA polymerase II. The coding region runs from base 320 to 1768 and encodes 482 amino acids.